CUUUCGCCCAGCUCCCGUGUCACACGUCUUCUCGCGGGGCCGGCUGUACCUGUCUCCUUCCGAUUGGCUGAGGUGAGCCCCUAGCCCUUCCUGAUUGGAAGCGACGACUGGGAGUACGCCGUCCUUUCUUUCGUGGAGUUUGGUUGAACCAGAGGCGCGGGGGAGAAUUGGGGAAACUGGGAUUCCCCGCGGAGCUGACGGCGCUUGCUCUCCCCCCUACUCGUUUUAAUUCCAGGCGCUCCAAAAUAUCCGCCAUGGAGAAAUCUUGGUCAGGAUGUCCAUUCUAGGUCCACUGGUGUCAUCCUGCUGAAGGCUGGGUCAGGCAUCCAGAGGGGCUGUGGCAAGGGAGGGUGUGACACGGGUCUAAUCUGCUGCCAUCAUCAUCACCAUCAUCAUGAACUUCGAGGUUCUGGACCCUGGACUGGCAGAGUAUGCCCCAGCCAUGCAUUCUGCCCUGGAUCCUGUCCUGGAUGCCCACCUGAACCCAAGUCUGCUACAGAAUGUGGAGCUGGACCCAGAGGGAGUGGCCUUAGAGGCUCUUCCCGUCCAGGAGUCAGUGCACAUAAUGGAAGGUGUCUACUCUGAGUUGCACAGUGUGGUGGCUGAAGUGGGUGUGCCUGUCUCCGUCUCCCACUUUGACUUGCACGAGGAGAUGCUGUGGGUGGGAAGCCAUGGGGGCCAUGCCACGUCAUUUUUCGGCCCAGCUUUGGAACGCUACUCAUCAUUUCAGGUCAAUGGCAGUGAUGACAUUCGGCAGAUCCAAAGCCUGGAGAAUGGCAUCCUUUUUCUUACCAAGAACAACCUGAAAUAUAUGGCCCGUGGAGGCCUCAUUAUAUUUGAUUACCUGCUGGAUGAGAGUGAAGAUAUGCACAGUCUGCUGCUGACUGACAGCAGCACUCUGCUCGUUGGUGGGCUGCAGAGCCACAUAUUGGAGAUUGACCUUAACACUGUCCAGGAGACUCAGAAGUAUGCAGUUGAGACACCUGGAGUCACUAUCAUGAGACAGACGAAUCGCUUCUUCUUCUGUGGCCACACAUCUGGCAGGGUGACUGACUACGUUCCAUUUUUCCUCCCACCAUGGGGCCCUGUUUCACCAGAUAAUGUUUCCCUGCGAGACCUCCGUACUUUUAAGGUGGAGCAUGAGUUUGAUGCCUUCUCAGGGAGUCUGUCGGAUUUUGAUGUGCACGGCAACCUGCUAGCCACUUGUGGUUUCUCCAGCCGCCUCACCGGCCUGGCCUGUGACCGUUUCCUCAAGGUGUAUGAUCUACGCAUGAUGCGUGCCAUCACCCCACUUCAAGUUCAUGUGGAUCCUGCCUUCUUACGCUUCAUCCCUACGUAUACUUCUCGUCUUGCUAUCAUCUCCCAGUCAGGGCAGUGCCAGUUUUGUGAGCCCACAGGCCUGGCCAACCCAGCAGACAUCUUUCACGUGAAUCCUGUGGGGCCUCUGCUAAUGACGUUUGACGUGUCAGCCAGCAAGCAGGCCCUCGCCUUUGGGGAUUCUGAGGGCUGUGUGCAUCUCUGGACUGAUUCCCCUGAGCCUUCCUUCAACCCCUACUCCCGUGAGACCGAGUUUGCUUUGCCCUGUCUCGUGGACUCACUGCCUCCUCUGGACUGGAGCCAGGACCUGCUGCCUCUUUCCCUCAUCCCUGUCCCGCUCACCACUGACACGCUUCUCUCUGAUUGGCCUGCUGCCAACUCCGCUCCAGCUCCCAGGCGAGCACCCCCUGUGGAUGCAGAGAUUCUGCGCACCAUGAAGAAGGUGGGCUUCAUUGGCUAUGCACCCAACCCCCGCACCAGGCUGCGCAAUCAGAUUCCUUACCGACUCAAGGAGUCUGACAGUGAAUUUGACAGCUUCAGCCAGGUCACUGAGUCACCAAUAGGGCGGGAAGAGGAGCCACAUCGCCACAUGGUCUCUAAGAAAUACCGCAAGGUGACUAUCAAAUACUCCAAGCUAGGGCUGGAGGACUUUGACUUCAAACACUACAAUAAGACGCUGUUUGCUGGAUUAGAGCCCCACAUCCCCAAUGCCUACUGUAACUGCAUGAUCCAGGUGCUCUAUUUCCUGGAACCUGUUCGCUGUCUAAUCCAGAACCACCUUUGCCAGAAGGAGUUCUGCCUAGCAUGUGAGCUGGGCUUCCUCUUCCACAUGUUGGACCUCUCCCGAGGUGACCCUUGUCAGGGCAGUAAUUUUCUUCGGGCAUUCCGCACCAUUCCUGAGGCCUCGGCCCUUGGUCUGAUUUUGGCUGACUCGGAUGAGGCUUCAGGCAAGGGCAAUCUGGCCAGGCUCAUUCAGAGGUGGAAUCGCUUCAUUCUCACUCAACUGCAUCAAGAUUUGCAGGAGCUGGAAGUACCCCAGGCUUAUCGAGGUGCUGGAGGCAGCAGCUUUUGCUCAUCAGGAGACUCUGUCAUUGGGCAGCUGUUCAGCUGUGAGAUGGAAAACUGCAGCCUCUGCCGCUGUGGCAGUGAAACUGUGCGAGCCUCAUCCACCCUGCUCUUCACACUCUCCUACCCUGAGGGUAGCAACAGUGGUAUACCCUGCAGCUGGGUUGGGAAGGCUCCCCCAGAUGUCCUGUACCAUCAGGGAGAGGGUGUUGGGGGGCUAACAGUGGGUACAGGGAGGACCUGGAGUGAAGCAUCCAGUUUCCCCUCAGAUAAAACCGGGAAGAAUUGUGACUUUGCUCAGGUGCUGAAGCGAAGCAUCUGCCUGGAGCAGAAUACACAGGCCUGGUGUGACAACUGUGAAAAGUACCAGCCUACGAUUCAGACCCGCAACAUCUGCCAUCUCCCAGAUAUUCUUGUCAUCAAUUGUGAGGUGAACAGCUUGAAAGAAGCUGAUUUCUGGAGAAUGCAGGCUGAGGUUGCCUUCAAGAUAGCAAUAAAGAAGCAUGGUGGGGAAAUCUCCAAGAAUAAGGAGUUUGCUUUGGCUGAUUGGAAGGAACUAGGGAGUCCAGAGAGCAUGCUGAUGUGUCCCUCCAUUGAGGAGUUGAAGAAUGUCUGGCUUCCUUUCUCCAUUCGAAUGAAGAUGACCAAGAACAAAGGGCUGGAUGUUUGCAAUUGGACUGAUGGGGAUGAGAUGCAGUGGGGCCCAGCCAGGGCAGAGGAGGAGCAUGGUGUCUAUGUGUAUGACCUGAUGGCUACUGUGGUACACAUCCUGGACUCACGUACAGGGGGCAGCCUGGUGGCUCACAUCAAAGUUGGAGAGACCUACCACCAGCGCAAGGAGGGUGUUACCCACCAGCAGUGGUAUCUCUUCAACGACUUUCUCAUUGAACCUAUUGAUAAGCAUGAAGCUGUGCAGUUUGACAUGAAUUGGAAAGUGCCUGCUAUCCUUUAUUACAUCAAAAGGAAUCUUAAUUCCAAAUACAACCUGAACAUUAAGAACCCUAUCGAGGCAAGUGUUCUGCUGGCUGAAGCCUCAUUAGCACGGAAGCAGCGGAAAACACAUACGACCUUUAUUCCCCUGAUGCUGAAUGAGAUGCCACAGGUUGGGGACUUGGUGGGCCUGGACGCUGAGUUUGUCACCCUUAAUGAGGAAGAAGCAGAGCUGCGCAGCGAUGGCACCAAGUCUACCAUCAAGCCAAGCCAGAUGUCAGUAGCGAGGAUUACCUGCGUUAGGGGCCAGGGACCCAAUGAGGGUAUCCCCUUCAUUGAUGACUACAUCUCUACCCAGGAGCAGGUGGUGGAUUACUUGACUCAGUACUCAGGGAUAAAGCCAGGAGACCUUGAUGCCAAGAUUUCCUCUAAGCACCUCACAACUCUAAAGUCUACCUACUUAAAGCUUCGUUUUCUCAUAGACAUUGGAGUCAAAUUUGUGGGUCACGGUCUGCAGAAGGACUUCCGGGUCAUCAACCUCAUGGUGCCCAAGGACCAAGUCCUUGACACUGUUUAUCUAUUUCACAUGCCCCGAAAACGAAUGAUUUCCCUGCGAUUCCUUGCUUGGUACUUUCUGGACCUGAAGAUCCAAGGGGAGACCCAUGACAGUAUUGAAGAUGCCCGCACAGCCCUUCAGCUUUACCGAAAGUAUCUGGAGCUAAGCAAAAAUGGCACUGAGCCUGAGUCCUUCCACAAAGUGCUCAAGGGCCUUUACGAGAAAGGCCGAAAGAUGGACUGGAAGGUGCCUGAGCCCGAGGGCCAGACAAGUCCCAAGAAUACAGCUGUCUUCUCUUCAGUGCUGGCGCUCUGACCUCCCCCUCCCCCAACGAACAGUGCCCUCUCCCUUCAGUUUUCUGUGGCCCUAGAAGUGGGAGAUGGCUUCCCAAGUUGGCUAUACCCUGUCUACUUCCAGAAUUGGACUUGCUCAGGGUCUACAGAUGGUGCUAUUAAUAGAACUGGAAUGCAGCAGAACUGUUGCAAAGGGUCUAGGAGCCAGAUUCCUUUUUCAUCCUUUGCAAAAUAGUGGGCCAGAAACAGAGUCUAGAAUUGACCCAGAUGGAAAGUAAUUCAUGUUCUUAAUAAAUAUCCUGGGUAAUUAAUGCCCAGGCAAAGAAGCUCCUGGAACCAAAACUCUCAUUUUCUAGUUGGCUAAGUACUGAAGUCCCGGACAAUGACAGGAUACAACAAUAGCUCAAGACCUAGCUUAAGUCUUGACUGCUUGAGGGUUGCCUGGAGGGGGCCAGCAUUUAGAGUCUGGUGGUCCCAAGCAAACCAGUGUUGCCAACAUUAUUAUUGCCGAAAGGGCCUUUGGGUCCUAACAAAGCUUCGCUGCUGGCUUCACUCCUGUUGACAGCUGAGAAGCAUCUGUCUUCCAUCCACUCUCCUAUCCCAGGUUUUGUUUUCUUGUUAUUUUUUAAAAAUUUUGUCUUAAAUUGCAUGUUUUAUAAAAUAAAAACAAA
Physeter macrocephalus (sperm whale) is the source of this 4832-nucleotide messenger RNA. RefSeq names its product poly(A) specific ribonuclease subunit PAN2 (gene PAN2). The coding region runs from base 395 to 4183 and encodes 1262 amino acids. Gene Ontology annotation, biological process: mRNA processing; nuclear-transcribed mRNA poly(A) tail shortening. Gene Ontology annotation, molecular function: nucleic acid binding; poly(A)-specific ribonuclease activity; protein binding. Gene Ontology annotation, cellular component: PAN complex; P-body. The transcript is spliced from 25 exons. Lineage: Eukaryota; Metazoa; Chordata; Mammalia; Artiodactyla; Physeteridae. The record is from RefSeq and is a predicted model, not a curated record.